UAAUUAGGUGUCCGCACCUAAUAAUUGCUAGAAGAUAAGGCCGUUCCAUCACUAAUUAAUUUAAUGUGAGAGAGAGACAAAGGGAGAGUGAGAGAAAGAGAGGUUAGGGGGAGUUGCAGGCCUGAGCCUUUAGCUCUUCAGUCAUUACUAUUCCUAUCUUCACUGACCUACUGCACAGCAAGCGUUCAAUAAUGGCUUCUUUAAGCAACCAGUUUCGUCCUACAAACUUGAGGAUGAGGAUUCGACGAACCAAUCCAUCCAUUUCUUGCUCAAAACAGCCACCUCAGAACAACAUCAAGGUCGUGAUCAAUAGUGCGACUAAGAACAUCGGUAGGGCUGCCAUUGCAGCUGUAACCAGAGCCAGAGGAACGGAGAUAUCUGGAGCUGUGGACAAGUUAUUAAUAGGAGAAGAUGCAGGAAAGGUGAGUGGUAUGGAUGAGCCAUUGGAAGUUCCAAUUCUAAAUGAUCUGACCAUGGUAUUAGGGUCGAUUUCACAGUCAAAGGCAACAGGUGAGGUUGUAGAUUUUACCGAACCCUCUACAGUUUUUGACAAUGUUAAGCAGGCAACAGCUUUUGGCUUAAGAAGCAUGGUUCAUGUGCCUAAGCUUGAGCUAGAGAUGGUCUCAGCACCAUCUGCGUUCUGUGAAAAGGCAAGCAUGGGUUGUCUUGUUGCUCUUACACUCUCUGUUGGUUCUGUGCUCUUCCAGCAAGCUGCAAUUUCAGCUUCUUUCCAUUACAGUAAUGUGGAGAUUGUUGAAUCCAGGCCUACUCCAUCUAACUUGAUAUAUGGCUUGGAGAAGUUCUUGUAGCGAGCAAAUAUCACUUCAAAAAUCCAAAAAACGUUAUUAAUAUCACCAUUUUGAAGUGGGCAAAGACCGACUACAGCACUGAAGAUGAUAAUCAGCAGCUGCCUGAUUCAGAAUCUUAAUGACGAUCAUUGCUUGUUUCCUGACUGUAUUGUUGCAUCAGAUAAGUAACUAGUAAAUUUGUUCUGAUUUACUUGUAUGGGGCUUUCAGUUGUUGAGUUUAAUCAGAGUUUAUGUACCCCUUGUUGAGCCCAAUUUUCACUCCCCGUACAUUUGUCUCACAACAGAUUUCCGUUCAAGGCUAAAAUGUCACAGGUGAAAAUGCUUUUCUUAUUUUUGGGAGAAAUUAUUUUGUGUGGACACCGUACCAUCCAGAGGAGAUCAGAGCACGCCACGUCACCCGAUACACAAUGGGUACACACCCGCGACACACAGCACCUGGGUAACAUGACGCGCUCUGAUUUGCAUC
Molecule: messenger RNA, 1275 nt
Organism: Dendrobium catenatum
Lineage: Eukaryota; Viridiplantae; Streptophyta; Magnoliopsida; Asparagales; Orchidaceae
Product: dihydrodipicolinate reductase-like protein CRR1, chloroplastic
Exons: 7
Coding region: 192-809 (205 amino acids)
Cellular component (GO): chloroplast stroma
Molecular function (GO): 4-hydroxy-tetrahydrodipicolinate reductase activity
Source: RefSeq, a predicted model, not a curated record